UGUUGCUCUAUGCCCUAGGAGUUGUUAUUUUAGCUUAUGGUCUGGGUUUUUACAAACUUUCCUUUGCCUAUGUUAUCAUAGUUUUGACAGUUACUGCAAACUUAGUCUUGACUCGAUUUAGGAAACUACGUUCCCGAAUAAAUCUUGAAGUUAGACAAAAAAAAAGCAAUUUGAUUGAAGAACUUGAGACAACCCAUUGGCUCAACGAAGUUGUGAACCGAUUGUGGAAGACUUAUGGUGACCUAGGCGCCGAGAUGGUGGCCACUACGGCUGAACCCUUUUUGGAAAUGUUUAAACCUCCUGGUGUAAAAAGUAUUAAAAUUACCAAGCUGGAACCCGGAACUACGGGGCCUCGAGUUGUGGACGUUAAAACUUUAAAGAAAACUUUUCCUAACCAAGUUAUAAUGGAAUUAAGAAUAAUUUUGGACGCUGCUGAUUUCCGUUCUGAGUUAACUACUGUCAUGGGCUUCAUGCCUGCCCCUUUGGAAGUAAGCGAAGUUUACUUCGAAGGCACAGUUCGUGCGGACGUCCUCUUAACUGAAGAAUUCCCAUACGCUAGUGUGCUUAAAAUCUCCAUGUUAGAAAAACCAAAAGUCGAUUUUUCUGUAAAACCACUUAUUAGCAUGGACAUCAUGAAUCUUCCCGGUUUUAGUGCUUGGCUUCAUAAUAUUAUCACUGAUACGCUGGUAACAACGUUUGUUGACGACGUCGUGGAAGUUGAUUUAGGUUCCAUCUUAAAUCCGAAGGACACUUACGUGCUAGAAAGGACUGCCAUCGGAGUUCUCGUUCUUAACGUAUAUCGGGCUUCGAACGUACGGAAAAUGGAUAUUUUGCUUGGUUCUAGCACUCCAUUUGUACGGCUCGCCAUUGGUUCGGAUCAUGUUGAAACGAAAAGUCACUCGAGGACGCUGAACCCUCAGUUUGACGAAACGCUGAGAAUUAUGGUCAGAGAUAUCGAAGGAACCUGCGAGAUAGCCCUUAUGGACCGCAGUGCCUUUCAAGGGGACCGCUGUAUCUACAAGGAGGUUAUAAGCGUGCCUAAGCUCUGCAAACUGACGGAGAAGCCCGUCCCCUUCAGAAUCCAGAUGGAAAAGGGAGCACUCGAGUUGUCCUCUCUGUAUGUUGAGAUCCCACCUUUUGACUUUGAUAAGGAAAAUGAAUUGGAUGAGGCAGCCUUGAAUGACAAAAAUGAUAAAAAGUUCAAGUUGGAGAAGACAUCUGGUCACAAGGACCCUAAAGUUCACAUAUAUGAGCAGCGACAAGGCAUUCUUCGUUUAAAAGUCCUUCGAGCUAAAACACUUAAAGGAAGCGAUCCAUCUUCGCUUUUACUUCCAUAUGUACUCUUUUAUGUCAACGACAAGAAGCAAUUUCAGACGGAGCCACGAUGUGGGGUUAAUCCGGAGUGGAAUCAAUGGUGCGAGGCUUUGAUAACCGAUGUCCAGUCGGUGAAACUCAAGUUUAAAAUUAAGUCGUACCACUUCUUGAAAGUUCAUGAAAAUCUUGGAGAAAUACUGAUCAACAUCGGUACCUUAUUGAACACCGAAGAUUUUGCCGUCCGUCAGAAAUGGUUCGACACUUGGAACGGGACAGGCUCCCUAUUGAUAUCGCUUUAUUAUACUCCCAUGUAUUUGGGCGAGGAGCUCAUCAGCCACAAAGCUCAAAAGAAAAUAGACAAAAAGGAAGCUAAAAAACUGAAAACUCCGCUAGUGGACAAGAACUCAAAGGAACCCCUCGGGACUCUCUGCAUCGUGAUCCACUCGGCUAAGGAACUGGAAGCUUCCGACUCGGACGUCAUCUCCGACCCUUUUGUGAGCGCCAGCAUUGACAAGCACUACAUCUUCAAGACAACAAAAAAGAAGAAAACAACUUUUCCGCAGUGGGAGGAAACUUUUGUCUUCCCCUCACACGAUCCCACCGGGCACUCCCUGCGUUUGGAGCUCCAUGACUACUCCCGCAUAUCGUUUGUAAAGUCCGGAAUGCUCGGCAACUGCGAGUUGGACUUGGCGCUGAAGGACCUGCCUUAUACUGGUUGGAAGCCGCUAACAGGCGUUAACAAGGGCGAACUGAACUUCUCUGUUAAGUACUCUCCUCCAUCUUGACGGAAGUUUCAUUAAACGUUUUUUUUUUA
This is a messenger RNA of Zophobas morio, 2128 nucleotides long. RefSeq lists its product as uncharacterized. The coding region runs from base 255 to 2099 and encodes 614 amino acids. NCBI's taxonomy places the organism in Eukaryota, Metazoa, Arthropoda, Insecta, Coleoptera, Tenebrionidae. The transcript has 24 exons. Gene Ontology annotation, molecular function: lipid binding. The record is from RefSeq and is a predicted model, not a curated record.